CGGAGCGGAUUAAGGUAGUGAAUUCCUAAGAAGAAAAUAAUGGAUUGCAUAUUACUUGUUCUCUAAUUGUUUGAACUCAGAAGUGUGCAGGUUUGUUGCAAAAGCCAAAAGAAGAUGGCAACUCCUUAUGUCCCAGUUCCUAUGCCAAUAGGGAACUCUGCUUCCAGUUUUGCAACCAACAGAAACCAAAGAAGUUCUUCUUUUGGGAGUAUCGCAACAAGCUCAAACUCUUCCAAAGGCCAGUUAGAAGACUCAAAUAUGGGUGCAGAUUCUUCCAUUGAGUAUUCUGCUAGACCAAGAGAAAGUGAAGAACAAAAUCCUGAAACAGUGAAUUUGGAAGAUAGACCUUCUACACCUAUUAUCCUGGGUUAUGAGGUGAUGGAAGAAAGAGCUAAAUUUACUGCUUCCCUGGUGGCUCAGUGAUUAGGAAAACGCCUGCCAAUGCUGGGGACACGGGUUCGAGCCCUGGUCCAGGAAGAUCCCACAUGCCGCAGAACAACUAAACCCGUGUGCCACAACUACUGAGCCUGCGCUCUAGAGCCCAUGUACCACAAC
This is a messenger RNA of Lagenorhynchus albirostris (white-beaked dolphin), 555 nucleotides long. RefSeq names its product sorting nexin-16-like. The coding region runs from base 115 to 423 and encodes 102 amino acids. Lineage: Eukaryota; Metazoa; Chordata; Mammalia; Artiodactyla; Delphinidae. The transcript is spliced from 2 exons. The record is from RefSeq and is a predicted model, not a curated record.